CGAUUAACAGGCACGAUUAGCCCCAAGUGCUGGGUCCAAUUUGUUAUCAUUGCUCUGUUUGGAACAUGACGAUGGAUUCCAAACAGCAUUCUCCAGAUGAAGUCGAUACCAGCAGCACCAACGCCACAGACAGAGAUUCAACUGCUUUACACAAGGGGUCAAGACCUACGGAGACUGAGUUCUCUGGCGUACUAAGGAAUAAUGGCCCAGCCGUAGAACUGGAAAAGACUUCUCAGCCGGACCAGGCCACGCGCCCAAAUGGUGGAUGGAAAGCCUGGUUGCAGGUUGCUUGUGGCUUUUUCCUUUACUUCAAUACGUAUGGUCUCAUUAAUACUUUUGGGAUUUAUCAGAAUUACUAUACAACUGAAUUCCAAUUUGAUCCCUCCCGUGCCUCUCUUAUUGGCGGAAUACAGACGUUUCUUCUGUUUUUUGCUAGCGGUGCUGCAGGCCCUUUAUAUGAUGCAGGCUAUACACGUUCUCUUGUUAUUGCAGGAUCAAUCUUUAUUGUUUUAGGAACGAUGAUGCAAAGUCUCUGUACACAGUAUUGGCAGUUCAUCUUAGCCCAAUCCUUAUGCAUUGGACUUGGAGGCGGCUUAAUAUCGUUCUUAACUCCUACCAUUCUCUCGACUUACUUUACAUCUUUAUAUCCCUUGACUGUGGGAAUUGCGGGUUCAGGAACAGGAAUUGGCGGUAUUAUCUUGCCUAUUACAUUCCGUGAAUUGCAGCCCAAGAUUGGGUUUCCAUGGACUGUUCGUAUCAUCGGUUUUAUCCUUCUCGUUACGCUUCUGCUCCCAGUACUUUUUCUACAGCCUCGCAUAACCCCUAGUGCUGGCCGCCGCAGAAUUAUUGAUACAACCGCCUUUACCGACUGGCCCCUUGUCAUUUUAUUAAUCGGCAAUUUCAUCUAUCUGCUUGGAGGUUUUACACCCUUUUUCUAUGUUCAAGUAUAUGCAGUGGAGAACAACAUUGCAGACGCAAAUCUAAGCUUCUAUAUGAUUGCAGUUAUGAACGCAGUAUCUGCCAUAGGGCGAAUCCUGCCUAACUUUCUCAGCCCAUACACUGGCCCUUUUAAUAUGCUUAUUAUAACAAGUGUUUUAACCUUUAUUUUCGCAUUUGCCUUUGAAGGCGCGAAAAGCCUUGCCUCACUUAUUAUUAUAAGCAUGGGCUUUGGAGGUGCUACUGGCUUGUUCUUUGCACUACAGCCAGUUGUGGUAAUUGGACUUUGCCCCAACCCCAAGCUUGUUGGGACGCGAGUGGGAAUGGCGUUUUGCUUCUUGUCAUUCGCAGUGCUUGCAAGUAAUCCUAUUGCUGGUGCUAUCCAGCCUGUGGGCGGCUACUCAGGAGUGUGGAUUUGGACUGGAGUUACUACUGCUGUUGGCACUGCUUUAAUGUUUGUAGCACGUCUGGUCAAGACAAAUGGUGUUUUGUUGACGAAAGUGUAA
Messenger RNA from Trichoderma atroviride IMI 206040, 1442 nucleotides. RefSeq lists its product as uncharacterized. Gene Ontology annotation, cellular component: membrane. NCBI's taxonomy places the organism in Eukaryota, Fungi, Ascomycota, Sordariomycetes, Hypocreales, Hypocreaceae. Gene Ontology annotation, molecular function: transmembrane transporter activity. Gene Ontology annotation, biological process: transmembrane transport. The record is from RefSeq and is a predicted model, not a curated record.